GGAUCCCUCCUCCUUCUCCUCCUCCCCCCACCCCGACGGCGGCCGCAUAUUUUUUUAUACAUAUUUUUAACCCCCAUUAUUUUUAAUUGUUUGUUUUAUUUACUGCGACGGGGGCGGCGGAUGAAGCGCGGCGGCGGCGGCCGCGGGACGCGGCGAGCGGCGGCGGCGGCGGCGGCGACGGGAGGAGCGGAGCGGAGCGCUCAUUUUUGCAAAGUUGGAACUCGUGGAGCUUCGGCUGCUGCCUUCUGCGUCUCCGUGGCGUUAUUUCAAAACGACCGUAAUUAAUUACGAUUUUUGUUUUGUUCGAUUUGAUUUUUUAAAUUUUUUUUUUUUUUUUUUUUUUGGACGAACUCUGGAUUUUGAAUGCCGGGCGCGGCCAGAAGAAGCGCAAACCAAUAGACACCUGUGCGUGUGUAUAUAGAAAAAUAUAUAUAUAUCGAUCUAUAUAUUAAAAAAAAAAAAAUUAAAAUAAGGACCGAACGACCGCGGCAGCCGCCCCCAGGCAGCGCCCGGCGGGGCGGGCAGGAGCCGCUGCGGGGCCGCGCACGAUGGAGGAGGGCGGCCGCAGCCCCCGGGAGGAGGCGGCCGAACCGCAGGAGUCCGGCGGGGACGCGGAACCCGGCGGAGGGCGUCGGGCUCUGCUGCUGCCCCCCGGCGACCCCCCGCACCCCCACCCGCACCCUCACCGCAUCACCAACUUCUUCAUCGACAACAUCCUGAGGCCCGAGUUCGGUCGGAGGAAGGAAGCGGGAGGAACCGCCGGAGAACCCCGCAGGCCCGGAGCGGAGAGCAGGAGGAGCCCCGCGGCCGCCGCGCCCGCUCCCGGAGCUCCGGUGCCCGGCGGAGGAGGCGGCGGCGGGGGUGGAUCGCCGGGCCGAGGGGAGGGCGGCCCCGCCGCUCUGGCCCUGCACGGAGCGGCCAAGAAGGGGGGAGACCCCGCGGCGCUGGAGGCGGCCCUGAAAGCGCGGGGGCUGAGCGGCGCGGAGCUGUCGGUGAGCUCGGACUCGGAUAGCUCCCAGGCCGGCUCCAACGCCGGGAACCAACCCAUGCUUUGGCCCGCUUGGGUGUACUGCACGCGGUACUCGGACCGACCGUCUUCAGGUCCCCGCUCCCGCAAACCAAAGAAGAAGAACCCCAACAAGGAAGACAAGCGGCCCCGCACCGCCUUCACGGCCGAGCAGCUGCAGAGACUCAAGGCCGAGUUCCAGACGAACCGCUACCUGACGGAGCAGCGCCGGCAGAGCCUGGCCCAGGAGCUCGGCCUCAACGAGUCCCAGAUCAAGAUCUGGUUCCAGAACAAGAGAGCCAAGAUCAAGAAGGCGACGGGCAGCAAGAACUCGCUGGCGGUGCACCUCAUGGCCCAGGGGCUCUACAACCACUCCACCACGGCGAAAGACGGCAAGUCGGACAGCGAAUAGCCGGGAAGGGGGGGAAAGGGGGGAAAAGGGGGGGGGGGGGGGGGGGAGGGGGCGAAGUUUAUACAAUGCAAUAAUUUAAUUAAAAAAGAAAAAAAGGAAAAAGGAAGGAAAAAAAAAAAAGGGCCAGUGUAUAAAGAUUAUACCAGCAUUCAUAGCGAAAAUAUGGUGUAUUAGAUAUAAUUCUGCAAUAUUCUAUGUAUAUAUAAUUUACAGGUAAGGUGGUGUAAAAAUACGAGAUAUCGGAUUAUAAAGUAUUUCUUUGUUUUGCUUUUUUCUUUUUUCGGGUUGCUGUUGGUUCCAUCGUUUUGCUUUCCUUUUUGCUUCGGCGGCUUUGGGGCUUUGCUGGUUUUCUUUUAAUUGCUUUCUUUUUUUUUUUUUCCUUUUGGUUGAAUGGAGAUUUUUAGACGCUGUCUUUAUGUUUUGGUUUUUUUUUUUUUAAUGCUUAAGUUCCGUUGUUUUUAUAGACUUAAGCGCUGUUUGGAUGGACAUUGGACGCUGUUUUUUUGACAUUCAAAAUAAUAAUAAUAAUUAAAAACAACUUUUGCUGAAGUCCAAAGAUUUUUAUUGCUGCAUUUCACACGACUGUGAACCGAAUAAAUAGUUCUCCUAUUUGU
This is a messenger RNA of Gallus gallus (chicken), 2032 nucleotides long. It is a transcript of the gene EN2, whose product is annotated as engrailed homeobox 2. Gene Ontology annotation, molecular function: RNA polymerase II cis-regulatory region sequence-specific DNA binding; DNA-binding transcription factor activity, RNA polymerase II-specific. The transcript has 2 exons. The record is from RefSeq and is marked validated. Lineage: Eukaryota; Metazoa; Chordata; Aves; Galliformes; Phasianidae. Gene Ontology annotation, biological process: regulation of transcription by RNA polymerase II; multicellular organism development; neuron differentiation. Gene Ontology annotation, cellular component: nucleus. The coding region runs from base 549 to 1418 and encodes 289 amino acids.